GGCCGGUACACGUCAUCACGCACGGCGUCUCGCGCUGGUCCACCAUGAGCUACAUGCUGCCGCACCUGGGCUGCAAGGCGGAGGUGGACGCGGCCAUCAGGAACGUGGCGGACAGGGUGCUGGUGCUGCGCUUCGGUAGGAGCGAGGAGCCGAGCUGCCGGCACCUGGACGAGACGCUAUGGAAGACAAGCCAUGAUCUGAGCAAAAUGGCCGAGAUCUACCUGGUGGAUGUGGGCGCUGUGCCCGUGUACACACACUACUUUGACAUCACGGUCACCCCCUCCACCAUCUUCUUCUUCAACGGGCAGCACAUGAAGGUGGACUACGGCUCGCCCGACCACACGAAGUUUGUGGGCAGCUUCAAGAGCAAGCAGGACUUCAUCGACCUGGUGGAGGUGAUUUACCGCGGGGCCAUGCGGGGCAAGCUGAUGGUGCGCAGUCCGAUCGAUCCGCAGAACAUCGCGCAAUACGACCUCCUCUACCAGGGCAUCUGAGGAGGCCACGUGGCCUGACAGGCAAACCUCACCGUGGGUGACCGUCUCUCGCGCCAGACGCGGUGGCCGUGUGGCUAAAGCGGUGCUCGGUUCUCCUCUGUGAGGAGUUUCUCGCUGUCUCUUUGUCAGAAUAUGACCGAGUUUGAAUCCCGGUCAGAGGUCAAACGGAACCGAUCGUCCCUCUGGGAUCGAUACAAGUGUUUGCUGCUUAGUGAGGGGUCUUUUCGUCACAGAGUGACCAACAGCCUUGCCCUUUGGGAAGGCAGGCUCCCGCCAUAGUAAUGUGGAAUUUUAACCAUUGGCUCAGAGCUGCCAGUAGAGAUGAGCGUCACCCGAUUUCUCAUUUGAGCAGAGAUUCUGUUUGUUUUUUGAAAGUGGGGUUGGUCAACAUUAGACUGAAGAGAACGGCUUCAUCGUCGGCGUGCGUUUCGGCUCUCGGCAUCAUCAUGAGACAAUCCAUUUCCAUAUUCUUGGUUCUUUUGGUAAAGUCACGUAGAUGGAAGACAAACAAUCGCGUGUUGCCUGCGCAGCUCGUUUUGCUUGCGCAGCUCUCGUCCCCCGCCCACUCACUUUGGAACCCUUCUCAGCAGUUACAUUUGGAGGCUUGCCCCCUCUUUUCACUCCGCCUGAUGAAGACCGCUUUUGUUGCGAUCGAAACGUGUUUUUUGCUUUUAUUAUUUUCAAUUUAUAAUUUGUAUAUUUUUAUUUUAUAUUUACGUGACUUUACCGAUAGAACCAAGAAUAUGAAUUCCUGCAGUCACGAAAGUUUUAAGUCAAAAUUAAAGCAAUUUCCAUCAGGAAAACGCAGCGAGCAGUGUAACAUUAUCAGAGAAUGGCCCCGCAAGUUUGUCACGGAACUACCUCUGAAAUCCCUUCAGGAGCCGAUUAUCCAUGCCCCAGGUGGUUGCCUCUGUUGUGUCCUUCAAUCAAUUGUCGUCGUUUGGCAAUCAUCUCCAAAUGUUUUGUUGCCGGAGCUGGAAAGUGCACAAUUGAGUUAUGAUAGCAAAGGUGUUUCUGUGCAGUUAUUGGUAGCCAGGCUCAGACAAUCAGCUCGCCACCCUGGCGGCUUAAACCUGAGUUCAAGCCCAGGUUCUCGAUGUUAUUGGCUCAGUGUCUCUGGCAUGACCACCAUGAACCCCUGAAACACCUGGCAGCUGUGAAGGAAAGCUUUAAAAAGCUGAACGUUUCAUGAGAGCGAGAUGCUCUUUUGUUGGAUCGGAUCUCCUGCCAGUUGAAAUUUACGCUCCAGGCAACAAUUAAAAAGCAAGCCAUGCACUAAGGAAAUGAGAAGUGCUUUCACCAGUAAUGCGAUUGCUCUGCAUCUGUUGCGGUUUGUUGUUUUAUUACGCUGGCCUAGAUGUAUCCGUAAGAUGUUCCAACAGGGUUAUUUAUCAACCCAAAAUAAAGUGACAUUUAUUCUA
This is a messenger RNA of Lethenteron reissneri (Far Eastern brook lamprey), 1915 nucleotides long. RefSeq names its product thioredoxin like 4B (gene TXNL4B). Gene Ontology annotation, cellular component: U4/U6 x U5 tri-snRNP complex; spliceosomal complex; U5 snRNP. Lineage: Eukaryota; Metazoa; Chordata; Hyperoartia; Petromyzontiformes; Petromyzontidae. Gene Ontology annotation, biological process: mRNA splicing, via spliceosome. The record is from RefSeq and is a predicted model, not a curated record.